ACUCAAUGAAUAAAUAUUAUCCUAUUAACUAAUAUUUAUUAUUACCUUUAAGAAACUCUAGAUAUAAGAGGAAACCUUUAAGUCUUUUUGAUCAACAGUUGCCGAUAUGUACCGAAACCCAAACAAAUAUAAAAAAUAAAAAUAAUAAACAAGAACGAGUGGUGCUUGAAUUUGAGGUUAUAAGUGUAUUUUUUUUUUGAUGUAAUAAAUUGGUAUAAAAAAGCUCUCUAGCUCGCUACCUGCAUCUGCCGCGAGAGUCGCUGAGCGAACAUCAUGCAGCGGGAGGAGAAGCAGCUAGAGUCGGCGCUCGACGCAAUCAUAAUGCGCGUCAACGACCUGAAGAAUUCCAUCGGCUCGAUGCUCAUGAAGCUGGAGCACGAGUACGAGACGUUACACUGGCCGACCUUCCUGGACAACUUCGCACUCAUGUCGGGUCACCUGGCGACGCUGUCCAAGAUGCUGUCGCACGACAAGUGCCCGCCGCUGCGCAGCCUCACUGCGCUGCCCCUGCUGCUGAGCCCCGACCGCGACGAGGAGCUGGCGCGCCUCACGGAGCACCGCGUGCACACCUUCUCGCACGACCUGGUGCCCGACUACCUGCGCACCAAGCCCGAGCCCGAGGUGGAGGCCCGCACCGCCCAGAUGGAGCUCAAGGCCGCCGGCCUGUCCUACGAGGCGGCCCAGAAGCAGAUCACCGCGUACGUGAAAGUGGUGACGAACGUGUGGGAGAUUGUGAGCAAGGCGCGGGAGGAGUGGGAGACGGAGACCGGGGCCAGGUCGGGGGCCGUGCAGACUUCCUCCGUCAGCGACACGCACACGCUCGUCGCGGCCGUCGGCAUGGGCAAGGGACUGAAGGCGGUGAUCCAGCCGCCGGUGCAGCCGGGGCCGCAGGGCAUGAUGGUCGCUCCGGUCGGCCGACCCGGGGCGGGGGGCCCUCAGCAGCCCGGCCAGAUGAACCCCAACCAGCCCGGCCAGAUGGGAGCCAUGGGGAAGGCGCCCGGUGCGAUCAAGACCAACAUCAAGGCUGCAACACAGAUUCACCCGUACAAUCGGUGAACAGUACAGCGCGGUACUUGGACAUCUGUCUGCCUCUUUGUACAUAAGCUUUAAAUAAUGGUAAGAGGCAUAAAAAAAAUGUGAAUGAGGGUAUAUUAUGUGUGACUAAUGUUCUCGAAGUUAGUUUCCUUUAAAGCUAAGCUUUUUUCCAAUGCGAAUGUACUGAACAGAAAGUCCUCAUUCAACAUGGCAAAUUCAUUGGAAUCUUUGCCCUUUUGUACCGAACAGUGGUCACAGUUGUGAACACCUUAAAUAAAAUUGCUCUUUGAUAAUGCGUAGAAAUAAAUACAGUUGUAACAUAUUCCGUGUUUAAUGGAAAAACAAAUCUGUAACAUAUAGAUGAUAAUAUAUAUAUAUUGCUAAAAUUAA
This is a messenger RNA of Bacillus rossius redtenbacheri, 1425 nucleotides long. RefSeq names its product mediator of RNA polymerase II transcription subunit 8 (gene MED8). The record is from RefSeq and is a predicted model, not a curated record. NCBI's taxonomy places the organism in Eukaryota, Metazoa, Arthropoda, Insecta, Phasmatodea, Bacillidae. Gene Ontology annotation, cellular component: core mediator complex; mediator complex. Gene Ontology annotation, molecular function: transcription coregulator activity; RNA polymerase II cis-regulatory region sequence-specific DNA binding. Gene Ontology annotation, biological process: regulation of transcription by RNA polymerase II. The coding region runs from base 274 to 1056 and encodes 260 amino acids. The transcript has 6 exons.